GAGGAGGAGCAGGAAGCCGAGGGGAGAAGGGCUGCUGAUUCUCCCUCCCCGUCCUCCUUGCAGCCCGUCGUCCAACAGGGAGAGUUCGCCCGAAGCGUCACGCAUCCAGCCUGGCUCGCCAUCCCUCCCUUCCCCCGGACCGAGUCGUGAGCAUCCGCCUCCUCCCGGGAGCAGAGGAAGCGGGCCAGCCGCGAUCCCCCCACCGGCUUCCUCGACGCUUCCGACGGGAGACGUGGACUGAGGAGAGAGGAAGCGAUGAAAGAGGAAGUGCCUGCACGCCCAGAACAGGAAGAAGAAACGAGAGACGUCGCUGGCGGGGUUCAGCCGGAAGAUACGAGAAAGCGGCCAGGAUGGGGUCCAUCCUGGGAACCAGUUCAGGGGAAAUGGGAACCAGUUCAGGGGAUGCAAGAGCACUGGGAAGCCCAGUGGCAGGAGUUCCUGAGGACCCUGCAGCCUAUUCACACAAAAUGGGACCCCCCAGUCUUAUCAGCGAGGGACCCCUGGGAGGAUACCAGGGCCUUCCUGGCCUCCUUUGAGCAAGUGGCCACGGCCUGCCGGUGGCCAAAGGAAGAGUGGCCAGCCCGGCUCCUGCCAGCACUUCAUGGGGAAGCAGAAGAGGCCUUUCAGAGCCUGGAAGCCAGAGACAGGGAGGAUUAUGGGAAAGUGAAGGCUGCCAUUUUGCGAGGAGAUGCCCUGAGGAUGGAGGUGCGACGCCAGCACUUCAGGGACUUCUCCUGCCAGGAGGUGGAAGACCCCAGGAGGCUUCACAGCCAAAUCCAAGAGCUAUGCCACCAGUGGCUGAGGCCGGAGAGACGCAGCAAGGAGCAGAUCCUGGAGCUGCUGAUCCUGGAGCAGUUGCUGGCCAGCCUUCCGCCGGACCUGCAGGGCUGGAUCCAGGCAGGAGGGCCCGACACGUGUUCCCAGGCCGUGGCCCUGGCGGAGGACUUCCUCGUGAGCCAGGAAGGGGCUGAACGAGGAAAACAGCAGGGGCUGGUAAAGGAGGAGGGGGUUGAUCCUCUGGGUGCAGAAGGAGACAACUCGGAUGAGGCGAAGGAACAGGUUUUUAAAAAAGCUGGGCAAUAUGGCCAUGUUCUGUCACUUCCUCCCGAAGGCCCAAAAGACGUUCAAGAAGGUGGGAGCGAGGAAAUGAUGACCUUCAAAGAAAGUGCGGCAUCAUUACAAAUCGUCAAACGGAGUCCCUCUCAGACGGGCCAGGAGACCAUCCUCUGGCGAGUCCUGCAGGAGACCAGGAGCAUAGAUCCUUUAGGUGAUGAGAAAGGAGGUCAGAUCAAGACAGAGAAUUCUCACUGUGGAGGAAAUGAGGUGGAGGAUAUGCAGAGGGCAGCCCCACAGAUAAGCCAAGUGAAUGUGACAGAGACCGCUGAGAUAAACAAAGCGAGAUUUCGCUCCCAAGAAGAACUGGGGAAGCAGGCAAUCAAUGGGGCAGAUGAAUGUUGUGAGAUCAGAGAAGAUAUGACAGUUGCUGUCAUCCCAAAUUCCCAUUCAGAUGAACAGCAAAGAACUGUAAUUGGAGAAAAUAAAAUGUACAUCAGUUUUAGAGAAGAAAUAACUAGAUCUAAGAGAAGUCAUACCGGAGUGAAGCCAUACAGAUGUUCUCAUUGUGGAAAAUGCUUCACUCAGGGAGGGUAUUUGAAGAUUCAUCAGCGGGCACACACAGAGGGAAAAGCCUACAAAUGUUCUCAGUGUGGGAAAUGCUUCAGUCAGAAAUCGUAUCUAAAGACCCAUCAGAGAAUUCACAUGGAGGAGAAUCCAUACAAGUGUCCCGAUUGUGGGAAAAGCUUCAGCCGGAACGAACACCUCAAGAGCCAUCGGAUCGUUCAUACUGGAGAGAGGCCGUACAAAUGUCAGUCGUGUGACAGAAGCUUCAGUCGGAGCGAAUAUCUAAAGAACCACGAGAGGAUUCACACUGGAGAGAAACCCUUUGAAUGUUCCUAUUGUGGGAAGUUUUUCACUCAGGGGGGAUAUUUGAAAAUUCACCAAAGAAUUCACACAGGAGAGAAACCAUACAAGUGUUCACAGUGUGGGAAAUGCUUCACCCACAGAGACUACUGGAAGAGCCAUCAGAAAACUCAUAGUGGAGAGAAACCCUACAAAUGUCCUGAAUGUGGGAAAAGUUUCUGUCGCAGUCAACAGGUCAAGAGGCAUCAGAAGAUUCAUAGCGUCGAGAAUGCCCAGAACAUAGGGAAGGAUUAAGUUGGAAUAAAUAUGUGAAGAACCGACGUGUACAUUACUUAAAAACAGGUUCUCAGUUU
This is a messenger RNA of Pogona vitticeps (central bearded dragon), 2273 nucleotides long. RefSeq lists its product as uncharacterized. Gene Ontology annotation, biological process: regulation of transcription by RNA polymerase II. The record is from RefSeq and is a predicted model, not a curated record. Gene Ontology annotation, molecular function: DNA-binding transcription factor activity, RNA polymerase II-specific; RNA polymerase II cis-regulatory region sequence-specific DNA binding. Lineage: Eukaryota; Metazoa; Chordata; Lepidosauria; Squamata; Agamidae.